CCGGUUCACAAGGCUCCUGUCAAGGGUGCCAAAAAGACACUGGACCCUAGUGAGGUGAACAGCAUGAUCCAACACAAAAUCUCGCAAUUGGAGACGAAUCUCAGUCAGGAGGAACAGGAAGAGCGCGAGAUUGCAAGGGAAGUGCAGAAGGCGAACAAGGAGUUGACGCAACUGCUGUCGACGCACGAUGACCAGCUGGAAAAGAUUAAUGUCAUUCAGCGCAAAUACAGUUCCUUGUUACAAGAUAUGCAUCGUUUGGAGAGGGAGCACGUCAGAGCGAAGGCGAAGUCGGAACAAAUGCAAAAGGAGAAGGAUGCGGCCAAGGGUGAGAUGAACAAGGCGCUGGGGAUGAAGCAUAAGCUUGAGGCACUCUGUCGUGAACUGCAGAAGGAAAACAAGCGGAUCAAGGAUGAGAGUAAACGCUUGGCACAAUCGGAGCAGGAAAAGCGGGAAGAGCUGUCGACAAAGUUUGAAAGCACCAUAUGGGAGAUCAAGUCGAAAAUGGAGGAAGAUACGGAUGAAAAGCACAAACGUCGCCUUGAGGACAAUGAGUUCUUGAAGGAAAAGUUCAAGAGCUUUCUUGAGCAGUACGAGCUUCGUGAAACGCACUUCCAUGCGGUCCUUCGCGCGAAAGACCUCGAGCUUCAGCUCAAUCAAGCACGUGCUGAACAACAGCGUCGUAUCGCCGAGUCUGAAUCAUCUCGUGCUAAGACUCUUCAUGCUCAAGUGUCAACGUUCAGUCAGACCGAGACCGAAUUGCGUAGCCAGUUAAAUAUCUACGUGGAGAAAUUCAAGCAAGUGGAGGAUACGCUCAACAACUCAAAUGAUCUAUUUUUGACGUUCAGGAAAGAGAUGGAGCAGAUGACGAAGAAGACAAAGAAGUUGGAGAAGGAAAAUGCAGCGAUUAGGGCUCAGAGUGAAACCUUGAAGAAGAAUAUUCUUGAGCUCGCUGAGGAGCGCACGAGGCACCAAAAGGAACUCGAAGCAGGUCGCAAGAAGCACCAGAAGCUCGAGAAUCUCUGUCGUGCCCUCCAAGCCGAACGUACAGCUCUGGAAUCGAAGCUC
Saitoella complicata NRRL Y-17804 is the source of this 1065-nucleotide messenger RNA. RefSeq lists its product as uncharacterized. The annotation marks the transcript as partial. The record is from RefSeq and is a predicted model, not a curated record. The transcript has a single exon. Gene Ontology annotation, molecular function: syntaxin binding. Lineage: Eukaryota; Fungi; Ascomycota; Saitoellomycetes; Saitoellales; Saitoellaceae.